This is a messenger RNA of Exophiala viscosa, 2797 nucleotides long. RefSeq names its product acetyl-coenzyme A synthetase. Bases 347 to 2359 code for a protein of 670 amino acids. Lineage: Eukaryota; Fungi; Ascomycota; Eurotiomycetes; Chaetothyriales; Herpotrichiellaceae. Gene Ontology annotation, cellular component: cytosol. The record is from RefSeq and is a predicted model, not a curated record. Gene Ontology annotation, molecular function: AMP binding; acetyl-CoA synthetase activity. The transcript is spliced from 4 exons.
CGCAGGAGCAGCGCCCGCCCGGGCCAAACCAAUCGUGAUUUCCUCGUUACGGACGGGCACCUGGCAGGUCACUCGAUCACUUUUUGCGCUCUCCUGCCCUCCACCACUACUUCGGGAACCUCUCCACGGUUCAUCUCCUUCCUUAUUCCGCAUUGUCUUGUCUCUCACUCGUCAUCAUCCACCGCUGCCGUUCCUUAUAUCCUCCUGACGUGCCCACCAUCCUGGUCUGGCCCUCCUGCAAACGACCAGAGCGUGCUUGUGCGCAUACCAACACCACCAUACUGCCCACCCCCUUAGCACCCACGUCUUCCUUGCCCAAGUUUCGAUCCUCUCUUCAUAAGUCAACAUGUCUGAGGGCGACACCAAACCUCCCAAGGGGCCCGUAGUGGCGGAGGCCCACGAUGUUGACACCUACCAUGUUCCUAAAGCCUUCUUCAAGAAAGGACCAGGCAAGCCCCACAUUAAAGAUCUCGACGAGUAUAACGCCAUGUACAAGGAGUCGAUCGAACAACCGGACAAAUUCUGGGGAAAGAUGGCCCGCGAGCUCCUUGACUGGCAGCAAGACUUUCAGACAGUGAAGAACGGUACACUGAAAAAUGGUGACAGUGCUUGGUUUCUGGAAGGACGUCUGAACGCGUGUUAUAACUGCGUGGAUCGCCACGCCAUUAAGAACCCUGACAAGCCCGCCAUCAUAUACGAGUCGGACGAACCGAACGAAGGCCGUGUUCUGACUUAUGGCGAACUUCUCCGUGAGGUCUCCCGAGUUGCAUACACACUCAGGGAGAUGGGUGUAAGAAAGGGUGACACCGUCGCCCUUUACAUGCCCAUGAUUCCGGAGGCACUCAUCUCUUUCUUGGCUGUCACACGCAUUGGUGCAAUUCAUUCCGUGGUCUUCGCUGGCUUUUCCUCGGGCUCCUUGGCUGAUCGCAUCAUCGAUGCGAAUUCCAAGGUGGUCAUUACCACAGACGAGGGUAAGCGUGGUGGUAAGGUCAUCGGCACUAAGAAGAUUGUCGACGAGGCCCUCAAGAAGUGCCCGGAAGUAACUCGCGUCUUGGUAUACAAGAGGACCGGGGCGGACGUUCCUUGGACCAAAGGCCGGGACUUCUGGUGGCACGAAGAGGUGGAAAAGUACCCUAAUUACAUCGCGCCAGAGUCCAUGAACUCGGAGGAUCCUCUCUUUCUGCUUUACACAUCCGGCUCGACCGGCAAGCCAAAAGGUGUUAUGCAUGGAACAGCAGGUUAUCUGCUGGGAGCAGCGGCAACGGGUAAAUAUGUCUUUGACAUCCAUGACGACGACGUGUUCUUCUGCGGCGGUGAUGUGGGCUGGAUCACAGGACAUACGUACGUCGUGUACGCCCCCCUACUUCUCGGUGUCGCAACCGUUGUCUUCGAGGGUACCCCUGCAUAUCCUAAUUUCUCGCGGUAUUGGGACGUCAUCGAUAAGCACAACGUGACCCAGUUCUACGUUGCCCCUACCGCACUCCGGCUGCUGAAAAGAGCUGGCGAUGAACACAUUCACCAUAAAAUGCACAAACUGCGAGUACUCGGCUCAGUCGGGGAGCCCAUCGCAGCCGAAGUCUGGAAGUGGUACUUUGAAUCAGUUGGGAAAGAGGAGGCACAUAUCGUGGACACAUACUGGCAAACAGAGACUGGCUCUCAUGUCAUCACUCCGCUUGGUGGUGUCACACCCACCAAGCCUGGUAGUGCUUCGCUGCCUUUCUUCGGCAUCGAGCCUGCCAUCAUUGACCCGGUCUCCGGUGAAGAAAUUGAGGGCAACGACGUUGAAGGUGUCCUAGCAUUCAAACAGGCUUGGCCGAGUAUGGCACGCACGGUUUGGGGCGCUCACAAGAGGUAUAUGGACACUUACCUGAAUGUUUAUAAGGGAUAUUAUUUCACUGGUGACGGUGCUGGCCGCGAUCAUGAAGGAUACUAUUGGAUCCGUGGACGUGUUGAUGAUGUUGUCAAUGUGUCUGGACAUCGUUUGUCAACAGCCGAAAUCGAGGCAGCCUUGAUCGAACACGAUGGUGUUGCCGAAGCUGCGGUUGUCGGCAUUAACGAUGAGCUUACUGGUCAGGCUGUCAACGCUUUUGUUUCCCUCAAAGAUGGCGUGGAUGGCGGCGAGGCAACGCGCAAAGAUCUGAUUCUGCAGGUUCGCAAGCAGAUCGGUCCCUUCGCGGCACCUAAGGCCAUCUUCAUUGUCGACGACCUUCCGAAGACCCGAUCGGGUAAGAUCAUGAGAAGAAUUCUGAGAAAGAUUCUGAGUGGUGAGGAGGACAGCCUUGGAGAUGUGUCUACUCUUAGCGACCCCAGCGUUGUUGACAAGAUCAUUGAGACAGUCAAGGGAUCCAGAAAGAAGUAAUUGAAUGGGAGCGAGGAGUGCUGGAGUGUCGAUAUACCCUCAUAAGUUCAGCAAUUCCUUGUCCGGGAGAACAUCUGUAAACCCCAUAGUCCAAAAUAUAUCGAAAUGUAUCUGAUCCUGUUCCACAUGAACCAUAUUGCUGCCUGAGUUCGGCUUCGGCCUUGACUGAGAUGACCGUCAGGCUUCAGGUUGUACCAUAGUGUGCCUGUUUGGGGGUUGGGCCAGUCUCCACAAAAGCAGCCAGUCAUUGAUCGUUCGAAGAACGGAAUCGUCCAUCAAUGUAGGGUAGAAGGUCAACGUUACUGGACUGAAUAGACAAGGCACGGCGAUCAAAGGAAGGCCUUCCCUGCUGACUCAGUUCUCACGGCAUCGUGCCUUGGCAAACGCCAAUGCGGCAAGCGCAGUCUGAUCAACCUCUUGUUAGACACCCUCCUCAUC